CCGGGGUCGGGGGCCAGCAUGGAGCACCUGGGUCCGCACCAUCUCCACCCGGGCCACGCGGAGCCCAUCAGCUUUGGCAUCGACCAGAUCCUCAACAGCCCGGACCAGGGCAGCUGCAUGGGGCCCUCCUCUCGCCUCCAGGACGGAGAAUACGGCCUUGGCUGUUUGGUUGGAGGCGCCUACCCUUACGGCGGCGGGGGCCCCGCGGCCGGGGCGGGGGCCGGGGGCGCGGGGGCCUAUGGCGCUGGAGGCCCGAGCGGCCCCGGUGGCCCGGCGGGCGGCGGCGCCUGCAGCAUGGGCCCGCUGGCUGGCUCCUACAACGUGAACAUGGCCUUGGCGGGCGGCCCCGGUCCCGGCGGCGGCGGCGGCAGCGGGGCUGGCGGCGGCGGGGGGACGCUCAGCGCUGCAGGGGUGAUACGAGUGCCCGCGCACAGGCCGCUAGCUGGAGCGGUGGCCCACCCUCAACCUCUGGCUACCGGUUUGCCCACCGUGCCCUCCGUGCCUGCUGUGCCGGGCGUCAACAACCUCACCGGCCUCACCUUCCCCUGGAUGGAGAGUAACCGCAGAUACACAAAGGACAGAUUCACAGGUCACCCCUAUCAGAAUCGGACGCCCCCCAAGAAGAAGAAGCCGCGUACGUCCUUCACGCGCCUGCAGAUCUGCGAAUUGGAGAAGCGCUUCCACCGCCAGAAGUACCUGGCCUCGGCCGAGCGCGCCGCCCUUGCCAAGGCGCUCAAAAUGACCGACGCGCAAGUCAAAACCUGGUUCCAGAACCGGCGGACAAAGUGGAGGCGGCAGACUGCGGAGGAGCGUGAGGCCGAGAGGCAGCAGGCGAACCGCAUCCUCCUGCAGCUGCAGCAAGAGGCCUUCCAGAAGAGCCUGGCGCAGCCGCUGCCCGCCGACCCGCUAUGCGUGCACAACUCCUCGCUCUUCGCCCUGCAGAACCUGCAGCCGUGGUCUGACGACUCGACCAAGAUCACCAGUGUCACGUCCGUGGCGUCGGCCUGCGAGUGAGCCUGCCUGCUCCGCCCCGUGAGACCCGGGCCCAGCCAAGUGGUUGGUCUCGAGGCCUCAGAGCCGGGACUCUCGCCGGCCAUCCCCCAGCAGACUGCACGCAGCAGGGGAACGCCGCGAGCCUCCGCACCGGCCCGCGCGCUCACGCAGACGCUGUUCUCUUUUUGGUGGAAAAGAAGAAAAGAACGCGCAGGAAAGGGAAGCGCGGCCGCCUCCCAGAUGCCUGUGCGCUCCCGUGCCUGCUCGAACUGUCCUCCGUUUGCGUCUAUUUUAUUUUAUUCUGAUUUUUAACGUGGGACUGAGAGAGGCAGGAGAGGUGGUAGAAGAAGAGCUUCUGGGGUCUCUAGAGGGCAGCAUGGGCUGUCAUUUGAACUUGCCCUGGGGAGAGCACUCUGUUUUCCACUUUCCAUCAUACACGGACAUCCAUAGGGCCGCACAGAGGUGAUUUCACUGUCCUUCCUGGUGUCACACCACGGUCACACGCAGUGGACCUGUGGCAGAGUGUCACGUGCACACAGAGCCGCAGCCUUCACACCCUUGACCCUUACUAUCAGGGAUGACCCAGAUUCAUUCUCAGCAGCAUGGCACGUCUCAUAAACACAAGGCCAUGGUCAUACGGUCACACACCUCACACACAACAGCCACAACCGCAUCACUUGGCCUGUCAGACCCCCAUCACAUACCCUAGCCACACCCAGGUACACAAAGGCAGAUUUCCACAUAAACUCAGUCUAUUUCUCUAGAUCCUGUUUAUGGGGGGGGGGGGUUUAAGUUAUGCACUUACAAGGUGUUUUCUGUGUAACCUUUUUAUAAAGUGCUUGUGUAAUUUAUGUGAAAAAAUAAUAAAACCCUCCAGAUCUGGAGUCAAGGCUGCCUGCUCCUUGCUGAGCCCAGCACCUUGCUGCUACUUGGGUUUGGUGUGAGCUGGUGCAGCCAGGGCAGCACCUGGUACCUAAAUUUGAGGGACAUCUUGGGGCCAGGACCUACAAGCUUUAGAGAGAGGAAAGAAGGAGGGGGAGAAACGGAGGGAAGGCAGCGCUGAGGAAAGGUGGGAGAGCCGGGGUC
Hippopotamus amphibius kiboko is the source of this 2079-nucleotide messenger RNA. RefSeq names its product T cell leukemia homeobox 1 (gene TLX1). Gene Ontology annotation, biological process: animal organ development; regulation of transcription by RNA polymerase II. Gene Ontology annotation, molecular function: DNA-binding transcription factor activity, RNA polymerase II-specific; RNA polymerase II cis-regulatory region sequence-specific DNA binding. Gene Ontology annotation, cellular component: nucleus. Lineage: Eukaryota; Metazoa; Chordata; Mammalia; Artiodactyla; Hippopotamidae. The transcript is spliced from 3 exons. The coding region runs from base 19 to 1014 and encodes 331 amino acids. The record is from RefSeq and is a predicted model, not a curated record.